AUGGGUACUUUUAAUAACACCAUCAAGUGUGUCGUCGUUGGGGAUGGUGCAGUUGGUAAAACCUGUCUAUUGAUUUCCUAUACUAGCAACCAAUUUCCAGAAGAUUACGUUCCAACGGUGUUUGACAACUACGCGGUCACCGUUAUGAUUGGUGACGAGCCAUACACAUUUGGUCUAUUUGAUACUGCAGGUCAAGAAGAUUAUGAUAGACUAAGACCAUUAUCGUAUCCACAAACAGAUAUAUUUUUGAUUUGUUUCUCUGUUGUGGUUCCCUCAUCAUUUGAUAACGUCAAGGAAAAAUGGUUCCCAGAGAUUUCACAUCAUGCACCACAUGUUCCAUGUAUAAUAGUUGGUACCCAGAUUGAUUUGAGAAGUGAUCCAACUGCCCUUUCUAAUCUAGCAAGGCAACAUCAGAAGCCAAUAACUGCUCAACAAGGUGAAAGGUUGGCAAGAGAACUAAAAGCAGUCAAAUAUGAUGAAUGUUCAGCUUUAACACAGGUUGGUUUAAAGAGUUUAUUCGACGACGCAAUUGUUGCAGCCCUUGAACCACCUGUCAUAAAGAAAUCGAAAAAGUGUACUAUUUUGUAA
Pichia kudriavzevii is the source of this 588-nucleotide messenger RNA. RefSeq lists its product as uncharacterized. The record is from RefSeq and is a predicted model, not a curated record. Gene Ontology annotation, molecular function: GTP binding; GTPase activity. The transcript has a single exon. Gene Ontology annotation, biological process: small GTPase-mediated signal transduction. Bases 1 to 588 code for a protein of 195 amino acids. Lineage: Eukaryota; Fungi; Ascomycota; Pichiomycetes; Pichiales; Pichiaceae.